Messenger RNA from Eubalaena glacialis (North Atlantic right whale), 2630 nucleotides. RefSeq names its product TATA-box binding protein associated factor 9b (gene TAF9B). Lineage: Eukaryota; Metazoa; Chordata; Mammalia; Artiodactyla; Balaenidae. The transcript has 7 exons. Gene Ontology annotation, biological process: DNA-templated transcription initiation. Gene Ontology annotation, molecular function: protein heterodimerization activity; RNA polymerase II general transcription initiation factor activity. Bases 20 to 772 code for a protein of 250 amino acids. The record is from RefSeq and is a predicted model, not a curated record. Gene Ontology annotation, cellular component: transcription factor TFIID complex.
UGACGAGCAGUAGGAUAACAUGGAGUCGGGCAAGAUGGCGCCUCCCAAGAACGCUCCGAGAGAUGCAUUGGUGAUGGCACAGAUCCUGAAGGAUAUGGGAAUUACGGAGUACGAACCAAGGGUUAUAAAUCAAAUGUUGGAAUUUGCUUUCCGAUAUGUGACUUCAAUUCUGGAUGAUGCAAAAAUUUAUUCAAGCCAUGCUAAGAAACCUAAUGUUGAUGCAGAUGAUGUGAGACUGGCAAUCCAGUGUCGGGCUGACCAAUCUUUUACCUCUCCUCCCCCGAGAGAUUUUUUACUGGAUAUUGCAAGGCAGAAAAAUCAAACCCCUUUACCACUGAUUAAGCCAUAUGCAGGACCCAGACUGCCACCUGACAGAUACUGCUUAACAGCUCCAAACUAUAGGCUAAAGUCCUUAAUUAAAAAGGGACCUAACCAAGGAAGACUAGUUCCACGGUUAAGUGUUGGUGCUGUUAGUAGCAGACCUACCACUCCUACUAUAGCAACCCCACAAACAGUGUCUGUCCCAAAUAAAGCUGCACCUCCAGUGUCAGUGACAAGCCAAAGAUUUACAGUGCAGAUUCCACCUUCUCAGUCCACACCUGUCAAACCAGUUCCUGCAACAACUGCAGUUCAAAAUGUUCUGCUUAAUCCUUCAAUGAUUGGGCCCAAAAAUAUUCUUAUUACCACCAACAUGGUUUCAUCACAGAACACGGCCAAUGAAUCAAACCCAUUGAAGAGAAAACAUGAAGAUGAUGACAAUGAUACUAUGUAAGGAAUAUAGUGUAGUCUCUAUGCAUUUCAAACGUGUAGUUGGUUUUGAGCCCAGUAUACCAAACUAGAACAUUCUUGAUCGAAAACUUAAAUGUAGCUGCAAUAUCUUUCACCUUAAAGUGUUAUAUUUAUUUCUUAAGGGUACCAAUGUUUUUUCAUUAGGCUUCAAGUAUAAAAAGUUAAGUGCUUGUUUUUUAAUGGUUUCAUUAAUGUUGAGUCCUGCUGCGGUAAUUCUAUUUUUGGAAGCAGUUUUCUGCAAUGUAUCUGACAGCAACACUUAAGUUUCACUUUCUACAGCCUGAUCAGUGGACUAAUCUUUAACAGCCUAAUUUCUAAUCUAUAUUUAAAUACUUCUUUUGUAAGAUAAAAUAGUCACUUUUAUUGUCACCAACUUUUUUGACCAGAUCUCUCAAUUUAGCAAAUAUUUUUGGAGAGGUUGGAUUUAGAGGGAUUCUAAAUCCAUUCUGAAUAUAUUUAAGCUGUUUCUUGAUGUUCCCUAACCUCCCACCUCCUCAGCCCCAUUUCUAGAUCCCAUUCAUUUUCUGCACCACCUCCUCCCCACAGGCUUAGGUUUCUCCCUAUUGCUCUUAAAUUUAAAAGGCCAAAACUGGAACUUUAGGAAUAUAAUUCCUGAUAAUACAGCUCAGUGUCAUUUUCAUAUUUUUAAAACCUGCUUUACAUGCCUGAUGGUCUAUGGUUCACUUUAACCAGAAGGUUUGCAUUUGCUGCUUUUCUCUCCAUACCAGAGCAGUUGGGUUUUAUCCCUUGCCUUUUAUGCCCAUUGAGCAUUACUCUGCUUUUGACAGGUAGUUUGGGGUCAGUUACAUUCAGUUUCAGUCUUAUAUUCCAAGUUGAUAACUCCACCGUAUUUCACAAUUUGAAAUUUAACACGAAAGAUGCUAUAGCUUAAAAUCUGCCUUGAUAAGUAUACUUACACUGGACCUAGGCAAACCCACUGAAGAGCAAGUGUUUUCUUCCUUUUUACCAUACAUAUAUAUGCUUUGAUCACUACUGCUUGAACCCCCCUAUUGGUAUAAUUCAGAUUUUUCCAGCUUAUUGCUGAGGAUGUCACACAUAAGAUAGGAUCAAACCUGAAAGUUUUCUAAUGGUUUUCCUUCCUCUAGAAGGCCAACACAAACAAAUUAGUGUGAUGUGACUUGCGUUUAGGUGCACUCUGCAUAGGCUUCCCAGUAAUGUUGCUAAACACCUUUCCCUAUUUUCCAUUUAUACACAUCUAAACAUCUUAUUGAGAAAGACUGCAAAGCUUUCAAAAAUAUAAACAGGCUUGUGUUGUUUUUGUUUAAGUAAGUUUGACAUAUUCAACAUAGGAAUACUUUUGCAGAAUUUCUAAAAUAAAUUUUUAUAUCAUAAUUUAGAACUUAUAGCCAAGGAUCCUCAAAACUUAAAACACAAGUAAGUUUUAUCUUAGGAUGGUGCUUGAUACAUCAAAGAGAAAUAGUCCAGUAACAGGGAAGAAAUAUCUCAUCAAAACUGUGAUUCAGUGUUUUUGGAUAUUAGGAAAAGGUGAUAUCAGACUUAUAAAAAUAGAUCUGAUCAUCAUAGGAGAGAAAUGUUCAUUAUAUAGCAUAGGAUGCCAUUACUUGAAUGUUCUCAGGGAGGCAUGUCAAAAGGCCUAGGUUCUAGUCCUGGCUCCAUCGCUAACCAACUGUGUGACCUUACUUCACCCAUGAGCCUUGUUCUCCUCACUAGUAAUAGGAAGAUAACACCAACCCUGCCUACCUCACAGGGAUGUUGUGAGGGUUUAAUUGGUAUAUGUGAAAGUUCUUUCAAAAUUGUAAAAAUGCUGUAUAACUCUAAGGAAUUGUUAACGUAUUUGUUCCAAGAUUAUUAAUAAAAAA